Molecule: messenger RNA, 6737 nt
Organism: Zophobas morio
Lineage: Eukaryota; Metazoa; Arthropoda; Insecta; Coleoptera; Tenebrionidae
Exons: 20
Coding region: 379-5808 (1809 amino acids)
Biological process (GO): regulation of DNA-templated transcription
Cellular component (GO): Set3 complex; Rpd3L-Expanded complex
Source: RefSeq, a predicted model, not a curated record
UAUUUCCUUUGUUUUGCAUUGAAUAUGGCUGCCAUAUUUAGUUUAGAUGUCUGUUUUCAAAAGCGUAUCAGAAUUUGUGAUAAAUUCUACAUAAAAUUAUAGCAAAUUAAGGUUGUGUUCGUCUAAUAAGACAGCGGGAUGUGUUAAAAUUCCAAUGGACGUUUUAAAAAUUGCUGCCGUGUUGUUUUUAAGUUAAAAUGCUUGUGUUUACAUCGACUAUCUUGGAGUUGUGUGCAAUUUCUAACAGUUUAAGUGGAUUUCUUGCCUCGUUCUGCUGAUCUGGAGGCGGAGGUAGUUUUAGAGGGUGGUGGCGGGGACAUCACCGUUGUACCAGUGCCCACCCACGAUGGACUUACUCGUGAUUCCCAGGAAGAAACCAUGAGUGUAUGUUUAGAAACCAGCUCCGUGCUCGCCAACCAGGUGAGCACAUCGACGGCCACUCCGAUCAGCGAUGACGCCUCCAUCGCCCCGACUUCCACCGACCAACCAGAAGCUCCGCAGCCCGCGCCCUCAGUGAGAACCAUAGCGAAGCUUCCUUCCAGCGCGAACGCCGCCCUGUCGAAAGCCUCCUUAAUUACCGUGUUGAACACCCCCUUGGGGAACGUGAAGACAUUAUGCGUGACGCCGGCGGUCUCCUCGAACGCCACCGGCCAGUUUACCGUCGUGAAUUCGGCGACUCCUCUCAACGUGGCCAACUCCACGGUCAAACCGCAAACCAUCACGCUGAUCAAUACCCCAGUGACGGUGGUCAAGACCAUCUCGCCGAGCGUCGAGAAGAGCGCCGCCGACGUCGUGCCGAACAGCGCGGCGGCGGCGGUGCCGGCGCUCAUCGAGAACAGGGGACACAACGUGUUCGUUAAAAAUACGGCGUGCUCGGAGGGCGCGAGCCAGGACGUGCCCCAGGGGCACAAGCUGCUCACGGCCAACAAUUUUCCCACGAAUAACGUACUGACGACAGCAAUUAACGUGAACGACGUGAGUGCGCAAAAAACAGUCAACGGCCAGCGAAACAAAGUAAAGAUUUUGAACAACGUUUUAAUGCCGGGUACUUCGGCCGGGGGCGGCAAUAUUUUGUUGAAUAAACCUUCCAACGUCCCCCAGCGUUACGUAUCCCGGCAAAAAAUCCUCGGAGCAAAUAAUGGCGCUACAACAAAAUAUUUAAACAAACCCCCUAAUAAUGUAGUGAAUAAGCAGCCGGUUAACAUGAUAAACAAACAGCAGCCCUCACAAAGAGUCCUCUAUCCGACUCACAAAAGUCAAAUAAAGACCCUUCCGCCUGUUAAUAAUUAUUUGCACGGGAAAGCACCAGGCAUUAAAACUUUACCUCCACAUCCGAAGGGGAUACCGGGUCAAGUUCAAAGAACUGGCUCCGGGUUGCGGACGAUUCCUCCACAGAGGCCGCAGAAAAUUCCAAACAAGCCGAAUUACAUAGGGAAGCAUGCCGUACAAGCCCAGAAGUUGAAACAGCCCCAUAAGUUGAAGAGCAUGAAACCGAAUCAGAUGUACAACAGCUACCACAGCGCUCCCGUUCAGGAGAAGCAGAUGACUUUCAACCAAGCUCUGACCGCUGAAAUUAUAGAAACUCUGAGCAACAAAAGCAACAUGACCAGCUCGUUUUCGAGCAAGAGCUUCGAAAGCUUACCCCCGAGAUACGAAAACGCGUACUAUCCGCCUGAAAUGAAACCCACUUUUUCCAGCGAGCAAGCAAAGCCGAUGGAAGAACGCAACAAAUCCGGCCUCGAUCUCAUCUACCAAGCGGUCCUCCUCGAUCACAACUACAAUGCCACUCUUCCGCCUGAAUCUCCGACUCGAUCAAUCCCGACGCCGAACACUCCGUCUCAGCUAAAUGGCGUCUCGGGCAGCUCCAUGUACUCCCCCGGUAGUGGUAAAAGGCGAUCGCUUUCAACUUCCAAUCCGAUUUCUUCGUCGACGAGUUUAUCGACGCUGUCGGCGGUGGCGAGCAACAGCAACUCGAUCGGGCUGCAAGACGACGACGCCGCCUCCGACAUCAGCGACGGCUCCGACCGCAAACAGGACACCGAGGGCGAGGAGACGGACACGGCGCCGGAGGCGGAGGCCGUCAAUAACGAAGACCAGUUCGGCGAUUACGUCACACGGUGCAUUUGCGGUUUUAUUCACGACGACGGUUAUAUGAUAGAGUGCGAUCGCUGCAAGGUAUGGCAGCAUGUACAGUGUGUUGUUAAGAAUAAGCAAGUUCCUGAAGAAUACUUGUGCGAGGUUUGUGAUCCACAUAAACAUAUUGACCGGCAAAAGGCUAGGCAUAUGCAACAGCAAUGGCUAAGAGAAAGACAGUUUGCAGAUCCCAAGUUGAGGAAAGACACGAAGUUGAAGGAGGUGUUUAAGCAUAAGGAGACCUUGAGCGAUACCGAUACGUCGGACGGGGAGCAUCAAGGUCAUAAUAACAAUAUCGUGAGUAAGAGGCCGAAUAUCGUCAACAGGAGGAAAAGCGACAAUCAUCCAAAGGGCAGUGCGCGACAGCGACGGGAUUCGGCUAAGGAGGUGGCGCAGAGGAGGCAAAUUAAAAAGAGGGAAAGGAAGGUCGUCAAAAGAAAAACAAAAGCCCAGCUAAAGAACCACAGCGACGACGAGUCCCACGACCCCCCGUCCUCCACCCACCUGCCCCAGCUCCGGCAGUGGAUCGAGAACUACGAGGAGGCCGUCACCAACCACUACUCCCCGGAGCUGCGCGCUCGAAUAAGCAACAUCCGCGUGAACGGCGCCCACACCGACUUCUCGGUCCAGUUCGAGCCGUCGGUGCACAAGUGCCGCGUCCACACGCAGCCCCUCACCGAACUCAAGUACCUCGUGAGCACCGUUCACCUGCCGCCGAACUCGCCGGUGAUCGAAUUGCGCGGCAAGUACAUGCUGUCUGCGCAGCACCGCAACUCGGGCAGCGCGUUCAACACGCGGCAGCACGCGCAGCGGCCCGGGCCGUUCCUCUUCUUCUACAGGUUGCACAAGGACAACACGGAGGUGUGCGUCGACACGCGGACCUACGGCAACAGCGCGCGGUUUAUUCGGCGCUCGUGCAAGCCGAACGCCGAACUGAGACACUCGAUCGUCAAGGGGGUGCUGCAUCUGUACAUCGUCACGAUCACGAACGUCGAGAAGAACGUGGAGCUGACGAUCAAGCACGAGUCGCACGAUCUGGCCGCGAUAGGGACGACGCACAUCGCGUGCGCGUGCGGGAACGUGGACGAGUGCACGGUGAAUAGGACGACGGUGAAGAAGAAUGGAGAUACGACGGAGAUGCACAAGAAGAGGCGUGGUCGGAGAACAACAUCCUUAUCGCUAUCAUCUGAGCCGGAACUUCCGCCAAGUAAGCCGCCGAAGAAAGAGCCCGUGGUUCAACCUCCGGCGUCUCCGUCGACGCCCGUCAAGCAGGAGGUGGAACUCGAAGAAGACGAAAUCAAAACGGAGCCCGAGGAAAUCGUCAAACCGGAGCCGGAGGAGAUCAAGCCCGAGGUGAAGGAGGAGGUCGUCGAGCCCGUCGUCGAAGAGGCGCCUCCGCCGGAGGUGAAGGACGUGAAAGUGAAAGAGGAGGAUGUGAAGCCGGCGCCGCAAACGCCACCAACGCCGCCGAUCGCGACGCGGCGAUCGUCGUCGCACCAUAAAGUAGAGAAGGAGGAGGGCAAGGAGUCGCCACAGGAGGCGAAAGAAGAAUCGUCACCUCCAGUAGAGAAGAACAAGAACAAGAAGCUGAGUAGGGAGGAGAGGAAGCUGGAGGCGAUCCUGAGGGCGAUCGCGCAGAUGGAAAAGGCGGAUCAGAGGAAGCAGGAGCACCAGGCGAAGCAAGCGCACAGGAGGGAGUCAGAGCCGGGGCCGGGGAAGGAGGAGGAUAAGCUGGAGCCGAAGUUGAAACGCAAAAGGAGAAAAGGUAGAGCCCGAACUGCAAGUACAAACACACCAGCCAAUAGGAGAAAUCGUCUCAAUUCAACCGAUUCAUAUCUAACGUCAGGGGAUGAAACGCUUCUUUCUCCGCAUGAUAACCCUCCGGUAACUCGUCCUUCCAUGAAGGACACCGAUUGCAAGGAAAAUACUCAAGGUAACCAACAAAACUGCUCCGAAAAGGACGUCGGUCUCCUUUUGGCUCUUUCGAAUGGAGAAAAAGCGAAUAAAUCACCGCCCCGCGAAACCGACUCAAACUCAAAUUCAGCUCAGUCAUCGCCCGAAACCCAUCUAUCAUCCGCCUGCCUGCUAGUCCAGGCGGCCGUCGAACCCAUGGAACAAGGUUUCAAGUUCCCAAAAACCAAAAAGGUUUUAAUGAACGAGUGGUUGAACAAAGUGCCAGAACCUGUCCACUCCGCCAGUUCAAUAUCGCCGUCUUCACUCACACCACAUAUCAACACCGGCUCUGAAUAUGACUCGAAUGUGGGCUUUUACAACCCGGGUAAAAGCCUCGCUGCGCUCGCUCAAGUAGCUAGUUUUUGUGAUACGAACGUGCAACCGCGAGGGAACGCUAAGAAAAGGUGGCUGCGGCAAGCCAUCAGCGAAGACCAAUGUGAUAGUCCUUCCGGGCGUCCUGAAUCUCCUCCAAUCAGCGACACGAUAGCACCUCCAAAAAAGCGCCGCUUGCCCCGGGAGUCGCUGUCGAACGACAUCACUCCGCCGUCGACACCAACGAGCGUGGCUCCUCCAACCCCCAUCAGCGAACGGCCGCCAGUGCAGGAAGGCUGCGUGGAGAUCGUCUACAGCGGCGCGGACGAAGACAGCCCCACUCAAGCCAUCGAGUCGGACGCCGUUCUCGAGGAGCGCGUCGCCGAGAUGAAGGAAGAGUUCAGUAACUGCGUAAUCCCUCCACUCCAGGAGGCGCCUCCGCCGAGCUCCCGGCCGGAGAUGCCUCCGGUCGGUUGCCUUAUGGACCCGCGCUUGUCCAGAGACCACCAUCACAUGUUCUCGAAUAGCGAUCACCUGGUGGGCACCGUCGAGAAGACGCUGAGUAUUUUCGGGUUCGAGGAGAGAAAACCGGAGCCCAUCACUCCUGCAAAGAGAAAGCUUUCGAUUACAGAGUACAGGCAGAGGAAGAAGCUUAACAAUAACGAUAAGACGUCGAUGGAGGAGCCGGUCAGCACGGAGGAGAAUAAUUCGUCGGAGAGUUUCAAGCCGCUGCGUCCGAGGUCGGAUAGCACGAGUAGCUGCACGUCGAUCACGUCGUCGGACGACGAAGCGCCGCCGCUCGAGUUGACGGGAAAAGCUCCAUCGGCCUUCAACUCGGAACCGACCGAGCUCGAGCGCCAGCGAGAAAUGACCACGUUAAGGCUAAAGAAAGUUCUAGGCAUAGCCGUGGACGAAGAGGCCAGAAAACCAGCUUUAGACGUUGACGCAAUUUUGAAUUGCGAACUUCCCCCGGUGAUCAAGACAAUCCCUCCGAGUCCGAAUUUUCCCAUUCCGGGUAGCUGCGACGUGAACAUCGCGUCGAAGUCGCCCGUGGUGGAAGCCGCACCUUCUAAUCCAGCGCGGAGUCCUGUCAACUACCCCCCGGCCUUAGAGCAGGAACAAGCGGAGGUGGAGGAGGAGAACGAGGAAAAGGGGAAGGAUGGUGGCGUUAAGUCCACCAUGUUUUACACGCCGGACGAGGAGGAGCGAGGAGCAGCUGCGAAUCCACAAAGUGGGUUUGAGGAGAUUGAAACAGUCGACUAUGUGCCACCUUUUAACAAUCCCGUUUAUCCCAACGACACGUCGUAUGCGUCGGUUUUGGAUGAGGAGGGUAGAUACGAGGGCCGCAACCCUUCGCCGCCGCCCGAUUUGGGAACGGGCGAGUCGCAGUACCCUGGCCAGCAGACGUGAACUGAAGGAGCUUUAAUUAGUUUAAGAGGGUGUGCAAUUUCAAUUCAUAAAUAUUUAUUUAAUUCAAGUAUUAAUAUUAAGCACAGUGUGUAAAUAGUUGUUUUUAUUUUUGGAGAUUUAUUUUUUAAAAAAAUAAUAUAUGUUAAUAGCGAUCUGUAGGACCAGUGAUUAAGAGAGUUUUUUUAAGAGGUUCAUUCUUAUUUGCGCUUUGAGUUAGCUGUUUGGUUCACUUUGUCGUUUUUCAUUGCUAAUAUAGUUUUUUAUAUAUUUUUGUAGAUGAUGAUGAUGGAAGUAUGUACACUUUGUAAAUAAUAUAUAUAAUUGAAUUUCUAUCGCUAAGCUGGAAUUAGAAAAUUGUUAUUUCUUUUUUUUGCGUUCGCGUGCAGCGUCAAUCACUCUAAUCAACACUCUCGAAAAUCUCAUUUGUAAAUAUUAUAAAUUAAUUUGUAAUACUCGCGAGUUUGUGACCAGUGAUUGGACGUUGGCACCGUUGUACAUGUAAUAAAAGUACAAAAUUAUUUAAGAGGUGAUCUCGUGUUUUUAAAAAGUAGAACUUCUCUUUUUUAAUUAAAACUAGUUUUCCUAGUGUAAAAACCAUUGUUACUACAUACAUGUUGGGUUACAUAGGUGAAUUUGCAAAUAACCAUAGAUGACAGUUUAGAUUUUCAUCUGCUUCGAUGACAACUUUUGUAAUAAGUUUCUCAUGUUGAUUCGGUUGCGGGCGGCUUCUACGAAAUGACUCGAGUUACAAACUUCACUGAUCAAAGGCCAACAUGGUUGUUACGGAAGCCGCCCUGUACAUAUUACAUUUAUCAUAAUCUAUGUGUAAAUAAGUAUAUUUAUAUAUGAAUUUGUAAAUUUCGUACUACAAUCCCAGUGUAAGUUUCUGUUAUCAUGCAUUAAAGUUUUGUUCCGUUUGUUUAACUGUA